This is a messenger RNA of Xenia sp. Carnegie-2017, 1326 nucleotides long. RefSeq lists its product as uncharacterized. The record is from RefSeq and is a predicted model, not a curated record. The transcript has 4 exons. The coding region runs from base 1 to 1326 and encodes 441 amino acids. Lineage: Eukaryota; Metazoa; Cnidaria; Anthozoa; Malacalcyonacea; Xeniidae.
AUGGCGUCGAAUCAAGAAACUUCAGUGCUCAGCGACUUUAAAGCCAAAAAAAGAUCAAGUUACCACUGUUGUGUGCCUCUAUGUAAUGGAGAUUCCAGAUAUCACCAAGACCUGAAGUUCCAUCGCAUUCCAAGUGCCAAUGACGGCAAAGAAACCCGUAAACUUUGGCUGGUCAAAAUACGAAGAGACGAAGGGCCUGAUUUCAAGAUAUCAAGCAGCACAAGGGUUUGCUCGAGACACUUUUUAGAGGACGAUUACCUACAUCCUGAUAAUGCAGGACGGUGUUUAUUAAAAAAAGGGUCUGUUCCCAGCCAAUUUGACUGGUCUUCAAUGACUCCAAAAAGAAGAAAACUAAUUCGCACUUGUACUGGAGGGACACAAACUGAAGAAACUGCAAUUGAAGAAACUGGCAGUGAAGUGUGCACAGUCGAUCCUUUGCUAAAAAUGCAAGAAGAGUUGGAAGGAUUAAGAUUGGAGGUAAUUCUGAAAACCCAAGAAUUAAAAAAAAGUAAGGAAGAAACAGCUUCUGUUAUGGAAGAAAUGAAUGCAUUCAAGGCCCAAGCACAUAAAGAAAUUGAAAAUACCAAGAAGGCUGCCGAGGAGUUAGCACUAUCCAAAUUUGGUUUAGAAAGAUUUUCAACUAACAAUGACUUAGUCAGAUUCUACACAGGAUUUGUUUCUUAUGAACACAUUAAGGCUUUUUAUGAAAUCAUAAAACCAACUGCUGAGAGAAUGACCUAUUGUUAUGCUACAGGAGAUAGAGAAAGUCGUCCAAAAGCACAAACCAUGCUAGUUAUAGACGAGUUGUUUAUGUUCCUGGUUCGUAUUAGAUUGGGCUUAUUUGAGCAAGACCUUGCUCACAGAUUUAAAAUACAUAUAUCCACUGUUAGCCGAAAAAUAGUUACAUGGAGCAAUUACUUAUAUUUCAUGUUGGGAUGUCAAGUAAUCUGGCCUUCUAGGGAAAAUGUCAAUAAUUACAUGCCCCAGUGUUUUCGUAGGCUUUACCCAAGUACUAGAGUUAUAAUAGAUUGCACAGAAAUUUUCGUACAAACUCCCAGCUCCUUAUUAUUACAGUCACAAUUAUACUCAAGCUAUAAAAGCAACACUACCCUUAAAGGUUUGGUUGGGAUCUCUCCUCAUGGGGCAGUCUCUUUUGUAUCUGGGUUAUAUACUGAAGCAAUCUCAGAUAAAGACAUAACUAGGUGUUGUGGCAUCUUAGAUUUAAUUGAGGAGGGAGAUUCAAUAAUGGCAGACAAAGGUUUUGAUAUAGAAUAUCUGUUAUUAGAAAAGAAAGCAAUACUUAAUAUUCCCCUUCUUAGAGAGUAA